Messenger RNA from Paramisgurnus dabryanus, 889 nucleotides. Its product is annotated as N-acetyltransferase 8. Lineage: Eukaryota; Metazoa; Chordata; Actinopteri; Cypriniformes; Cobitidae. Gene Ontology annotation, molecular function: N-acetyltransferase activity. The record is from RefSeq and is a predicted model, not a curated record.
UGAGUAAAGUUCACACAGUGGAAGGUGAAGCGUGUGUUAAAGUUUGAGAGGCAGAGAUGUCACAGAAAACUAACAUGCAGUAUUUAAUCCGGUCCUAUAGGCCUACAGACAAGUCUGCGGUCAUCUCUCUCCUCCGCCUUGGGAUUCUGGAACACAUCUAUCCAGCCUUCUUCAAAGCCAUGAUGAACACGGAUCACAUCGGUGUGACUCUCAGCAUCUCCGUUGCAGGUUAUGUCCUUGGCGGAAGCUCCUACCUCCAGGCUUUGCUUUUUGGAGGAGCGUGGAUCAGUUUGAUUUACUAUUGCUGCUACGAUGUCUACAGCAGCUACCUCAAGAGAAGUCUCAAUGUGGAAAUGUCCGACAUUCAGGCCAACUUCCUGGAUAACCCUGCGAGUAAUUUUUGGGUGGCUGAGAUGGAUGUGAAUGGGACAUCAAAGGUGGCCGGGCUGCUGGCUGUAGUUGGUGUUCAGAAUGGAGUAUUAUGCAACAGGAACGACGGUUGUGAACAGGCAGGUGGCAUCUUUCAGUUGAUCGUGUCCUCUCCUCAGCGUCGUAAUGGUCUGGGAAUCCAGUUGGUGGAGACCGCUGUGGAGUUUUGUAAGGAACAGGGCUUUUCUCGUGUGGUUGUGGAAAUCAGCUUACCACAGACAGCGGCUCUUUCACUGUUUCGCAAACUUGGAUUCACUGUGACUUCCACAAACAAUAAUACACCCUCGAACCCUUGGGUAUCCAAAUUGGCAAGGAUCGAUAUGAUACGAAUGGAAAAGUAUCUUUAAAUGUCAUGUUAACUGUUAAAAAAUAUAGAUAAGUGCCUUAUUUAAGUAAACUUUUGCAGGGUAGUGUUAAAUAUGUGGUGUUUUUGUGAUAUCUAUUGUGAUAUGAGAACAAA